CCUGCUCGCAAGAGAGGGGGACAGAGACAGAGCGACAGAGACAAGGAGGGAGGAGGGAUCAAAUACUCCCGCCGGCUUCUACAACCAGAUCUGCAAGCCAGAUCACCCCCUCCCACUCGAGGAAACGCCACCAAGGACCCACUGAGGAUUGUACCCCCAUCCCUUUCCCCCGCCUCCGCAAACCACCCCCAACUCCCCCGCCUACCGCCCCUCAAAACCCCCUUCCCCCACCCCAACUUUUCUCUUGCAUGAUUUCCCUUGCACGGAUUUGCCACUCGGAUCGGAUGCCGUUUCAUUGGGAGCUGAGCUCAGAGCCACGCUGAACCUGCUUCUCCUCCAGUGCUAUGACAGGCAAACUCGUGGAGAAGCUGCCGGGGACCAUGAACACUUUGAUGAACCAGUUGCCUGACAAUCUGUACCCAGAGGAGAUCCCCAACUCUCUGAAUAUCUUCUCCAGCAGCAGCGAGUCCGUGGCUCACUACAACCAGAUGGCUGCAGGGUUUUCCUUCGCUUCUCGGGGCUGUAGUGGGGAGUGGAAGCUGCCAGACAGAGAGGUGGCAGAGAAUGUUAUGGAUAUUGGACUAGCUAACGAAAAGACCAACCAAGAGCUGUCGUCCUAUUCGGGUUCUUUCCAGCCCACCCCUGGCAACAAGACUGUUACCUACCUGGGGAAAUUUGCUUUCGAUUCCCCGUCCAACUGGUGUCAGGAUAAUAUUAUCAGCCUCAUGAGCGCUGGGAUUCUGGGGGUACCCCCUUCCUCCAGUGCCAUCACCAGCACCCAGACCUCUACAGCCAGCAUGGUGCAGAACCAGGGCGAAGUGGACCAGAUGUACCCUGCGCUGCCCCCCUAUUCCACUUGCAGUGACCUCUACCCGGAGCCAGUGUCCUUUCACGACCCCCAAAGCAACCCAGGGCUCACCUAUUCCCCCCAGGAUUACCAAGCAGCCAAGCCAGCCUUGGACAGUAACCUCUUCCCCAUGAUCCCAGACUAUAACCUCUAUCACCAUCCCAACGAGAUGGGCACGCUCACUGAACACAAACCCUAUCAGAGCUUGGAUCCCAUUCGGGUCAACCCUCCCCCCAUCACCCCGCUGGAGACCAUCAAAGCCUUCAAGGACAAACAGAUCCACCCCAGCUUCGGCAGCCUUCAGCAGCAGCCCCUCACCCUCAAGCCCAUCCGGCCCAGGAAGUACCCCAACCGGCCCAGCAAAACCCCGCUCCACGAGCGACCCCACGCAUGCCCGGCCGAGGGCUGCGACCGGCGCUUCUCCAGAUCCGACGAGCUCACGAGGCACCUGAGGAUCCACACGGGCCACAAGCCCUUCCAGUGCCGCAUCUGCAUGAGGAGCUUCAGCCGCAGCGACCACCUCACCACCCAUAUCCGCACCCACACGGGCGAGAAGCCGUUCGCCUGCGAGUUCUGCGGGCGCAAGUUUGCGCGCAGCGACGAGCGCAAGAGACACGCCAAGAUCCACCUGAAGCAGAAGGAGAAGAAGGCCGAUAAGGGCUCCUCUUCCUCCUCCUCCUCCCCGCCCGUAUCCUUGGCCCCGGUGGUCACCACCUGUGCAUGAGGCUCCCGCCCCGAUCCCUGGUCCCAGUGCCUCCCAAUUGCUGCCUUUAGCAAAAGCGCAAACAUGGGGAUCCCUCACCAAGGAACAGUUGGCAGUGCGCGCACCUCCCCUCCAGUCCCCGCUUCAGCGGGGUGGAGACUUCGCUUUCAAUCGGAUCGUCUUGAUCCGAAUCGGCUGCGGGAGGGGCAGGGGAGCCCCCCACUUCUUCCAGCGGAGCGUAGUGGGGGGCGGGUGAGGGGUUGCAGGACUGUGAUGUGCCAGCUGUGGAAAGGCAUGCGGUGCGAGCGAGGGUGGUGGUGACGGUGUCGGGGAAGCUCCCCGCUCUGAAUAUGCGCGCCUCCUUCCUCCCCCCCUCGCUACUCAUUGGAAGUGGCGCGGGGAGCACCAAAGCGCAGUGCUUGCUGCCCGUUGAGACUGUGCGUCCCUGUGUGUGUAUGUGACUCUGAGCUGAACUGGGCUGCUUCGGUGUCAAACCACCCCCAAAGGACUCUGGACAAUGGAGAGAACCAAGACACCUCUUGGACAUAGUGGGGACCUUGGGUAUCAUUGGAAUGGGUGGCCUUCCAUCUGAUCUAAAUGUUUCUUACAGAAAUGCCUAGGAUGCUGCUGCUGCUUCUGGUCUCCUGCCCCCCUCUUCUUGGAGCCGCUUCCUUUAUGUUUUCCUGGUCUCUUCACUACUUGUCUUCGAGGCACCUCCUCUGAUGUGCUGGAGAAGGGAUAUGGCUUGGGAUCAGCUCUUGGCUGCUCCAGAUUUAUCUCCAUGGGUUUAUUUUUUAAACCGAUUUCCUUUACAGGUUCAUCCUCUGUCUCCUUCCUCCUCACCUCUCCCACUCAAAGUAUCCUCCCUUCUGGAAGGAAGAAAGAAAGAGGCAAUCCCCUUAAAUUUCACCAUUUCACUCCACUUGGUGUUUUAGUUCAUGUCACAUUUAGUAGAAAAACCCUUGGGAAGAGGGGGAGAAACGUCUUUCUCCCUUUCAUCUGGAGGAGAAGAGGUUGUUGCCAUUUCUGUUCUUGUUACCAUCUCUACAGCAGUUCUGAAUUAAAAUAUAAUAAAAAAUAUAUACAGUAUGUAUUUGUUAAUGUCACUAUUGGCUUUCUAGUACAGUACCAAUCAUAUAUAAAGGUAUAUAAGUAUUUACAGCUUUAAUGUUUUAUUUUUGGAGAAGAGAAAAUAACUGUGAGGAGUAAAAUUUUACUCCAAACUUUCCUCCAAAGGGAAGAUGGGGAAUUUGUAUUCAACUAAAAUCCUCUUUUAUCACACCCAAAUCCACCUCCCAGUUGUCCUCUGUAAGCAGCUCUGAAUGUACUUGCUCAAUUGAACCCUAAGAAAGAGGGGGAAAGUGGAGCUGCUUAGCAGCUUUCAUCAAAGAUCUGACUGAAUGUACUGUUGUUACCUAUUCAAUCUUUUUCCCCUGUGGCUAAUAUACUGUUGGGGUGAGGGAGGAAGGGGGGAAGUAAUUGAGUUUACAGGAUGUCUGAUUUAAAGUCACUUUAUGCAUCUUUUCGCCCUUUAUUUUUUUUCCAAAGCACCACUUUUCUGUGGUGGAUUUAAAUGGACUAGCUAUUUAGAUCUUUAAAAAGAAACUAAAAGGGAAGUGGGUGAUGAAUUUCCAGGUACUCCUAGCUUAAUCUGGG
This is a messenger RNA of Chelonoidis abingdonii (Abingdon island giant tortoise), 3206 nucleotides long. RefSeq names its product early growth response 3 (gene EGR3). NCBI's taxonomy places the organism in Eukaryota, Metazoa, Chordata, Testudines, Testudinidae. The record is from RefSeq and is a predicted model, not a curated record. Gene Ontology annotation, biological process: regulation of transcription by RNA polymerase II. Gene Ontology annotation, molecular function: RNA polymerase II cis-regulatory region sequence-specific DNA binding; DNA-binding transcription factor activity, RNA polymerase II-specific.